CCCCGCGUGCGCCCGCCGGCAGUGCCCCGCCCCGCCCCGCCCCGCCCCAGGAGCAAUGGAUCCCCCCAGCUACCUGGAAGACGACUAUUCCAGCCUGGACGGGCUGGACGAUGACGUGUUUCACUCUGACUUUGGACUCACAGGUCAGCCUGGUGAGAUGACUCCUCCUGGCAUUUUCACACAGAACCAAUCCUACAGCUGUCUCCUGGGGAGGUUUCAACUGUUCCCCCUCACACACUGCUGUGGUCCAGGUAUCAGGCAUGCUGAGCAGCAGGACAAGGCAACCCAAACACUCAGUCCAUCCUCUUCCACUCAGGAUGUCAUGUUGCCAUGUGGAGUCACUGAAGAGCCCCAGAGACUCUUCUAUGGGAAUGCUGGGUACCGUUUACAUGUCCCUCCAGUUGGCUUUGCAUUGAAUCCGCACCUCCAAGAGGAGCCUCAGGAAGGUCAACGGGAAGCACGUGCUGAGGUUCAGAUUGCACGGAAGUUACAGUGCAUUGCAGACCAGUUCCACAGGCUCCACAUACAGAGGGUAGGCACUCUUUCUGAGGGGAGAAGGGGAUUGGGUUAUCCAGCAUCAGCAGAACAGAAAUCAAGUGUGGUGGCAGAUCCUUCUCUUCAUACAUAACUUGGCCUUAAAUGUGGAGGCGAACAGGAACCACGUAGGUCAGAGGUGAGACUCCUCCACCUGUUCCAGGUCACAUCCAGUCUGCAGGGAGCACUGAACAAACACUGGUCUGGGGGAGAGAGACAUACACACACCGCCGGCCGGAUGUGAGGACUCUGUCAAACUUUUACUCAUCUUCUCAAGCUUUUUUUUUUUUUUUCCCUCCCCCUUCCCCCCCCCAAGGACUCUUCUUUACUGCUUCUUGCCUGAUGAGGCUGGGAGCUCUUGUCCAACACUGUUGAAGGAAAGUCUUAGAAUUUGGAUGUGUUUGGUAAAGCUUGCUGCUGAUUCCCCAAAUCAGUAACCUCUAUGCAAGUGAAGCAGGUAAUAGAUGAACAGGUUCCUCUGCUCUGUGUUGUUGAGUUGUUUUUUUUAUUUUAAUUGAUAGAAUGCAGCGUUUUGUAAUUUUGGCUGCUGGUUAAUGAUGGUGUCUGGGACUGAUGGCUCUAAAUGUACUUUGGGCUACUUCCAGAUAAGAGACACUUGACUCCUCUAUGGGAUAACUUUGAAAAAAAAGUUCUUUUUAGAAACAAUUACACUUAAGUAGCUUAUGUACAGCAGCAGGUGGGUCACUGAUUAUUUCCCUGAAUUUUAUUACCAGGGAGACUUGUAAAAAUCUAGUUUUGUUUAAUGACUUAAUUGGCCCAAGUUGGACAUCCUUCAUGUGAAGUUGCUCUUUGUCAUUGUCACUAAUAGAUGGAAUUGUUUCUGUUAGAAGAAGAGUCUUCAGAAUCUCUCAUAAGAUGUUGGUGACUCUUCAGGAUCUUUGUGCAAAGGGCUGUUUGGUCCUGUACACUAUAUACUGUCCCCAUAAACCAGGAUAGAGCUGUUAAAGAUGGAAUAUAAUCUAAGCAUCAUUCUUCUGGAAUUGUUAAUCUGUAUAUUUUUGUUAGUGCUCUGGUGGAUUUUUUUUUUCCUCCUCCUUAUCAUAUGCGCUGUUAAGAUUCAGAUCCCAAGCAACUGAUAUGUUUGCUUCAUGAUUUGACUAAGAGAUUAGUUAGUAAUUACUUUGAAUCCCGACACUGCAGGUUUGUACAAGUAAUCACUCUGUUGUUCUAAUGAGUAAUACUGGAAGUGAUAUUAGUGUACACUGACAACAGAAAUACUACUUGGAGUGAUAGCUCAUUGUCAUUGACUUGUGACUGUUGUGGUGUUUUUAAAUCUGUUUGACUGCCACUCUUGGAACAGGGAUGGGGAACUACCUACCCCAAAAAUUUGGGUUUCGUUUGUUUAUGAAGUGUGAAAUACUAAGGAAAAAAAGGAUAUAGCCUCUGCUUUUCACAGACUGUUUCCAUACUUGCCCAGAGCUAAUUCUAAAUCACAAAUUAUAAAACUUAACACUAGGAAAAAUCUUUCUGGACAGUUGCCCUGCAGUCCUGCUACAGCUGUCAACACAGAGUGGUUCUGGAGCUCCUGGUCUGCUCUGAAGCCUAAUGAACAGUAAAGAAUCACUGUAUUGGAAGAGGAGUUUUCUUGCACAUUCUCCUUCCCCUCCACUUCCCCCCUUUUCUUGCCCUUCUUUAAGUCUGUUUCCAUCUCUGAUAUUUGUAAUGACCAAAUUCCCAUACCCUCAGUAACCCCGUUAAAGUGCCUGGUAAUGAUUUGUAGCACGUAUUUGGAUGCUUCCCCUCUAUUUCUCAAUCCCAUCUCUUGACUGGCAUUCUUCUUUUUCAAGGCAGGAGUUGUCUAGCCCCCUCCAAACCAGCUCCCAGGACCCUCUCAGUUUACACAGCUCUGCUGCGAUCUUUCAGUACAAAAGGGGUUCCUCACGCAAACUGACUUUUUUUUCUCCCCUUAGCUAAGGCUACAUUAUGCAGAGUAAUGUGUUCCUCUGGGAUGGUCAGGAGUUCAGAACAAUGAUUCUUAAGUCAGCUUUGCUUCUUUUUAGUUAAGCACGUGCACUAUGGAGUUAUUCAGUGGGAUGUAAGUGGUACCUGUCAUUGAUUACUUUGUAGCGGUACUGGAAGCUGCUACUUAUUACUGAAAUACCUUCAAUGGCUCUGCAAAACAGAGUCACUUAGGGUGCGUGGUGAUUGGAGAAUGGGGUUUAAAUAGGAAGCAGGCCUGAGGGGUGGGUAAGCACAGACUGGAUUUAGGGGCGCGAGCCCUCGGAAUCUAAAGUUUGGGGAGAGCCCACUUAGAACUGAAGGUGUAGCAUAGGCAGCAGGUGGAGUCCCCCUUUGGGAAAGUUAGUCCCUGGCUCCACCCCUUCCGCCUGCAGCUGGAGCCCCGAGACCCCAUCGUCCCGCCCCCUGUGGCUAAAGCCUCAAGCACACAUGCACCCCUUGGCCAGAGGAUCGCUGGGCUAGCUGCAGCCAUGCCUCUCCUCCCCUCCCCAGACCCAAGGAAAAGCAUCUCUUCAAAGAUGCUUUUGAUAUGCACCAUGCAGGUUCUGGGGCAGUUGAGGAGGCAGUAUUUGCUACUGAGUUUCCUGGAUUCAUCAGUAAUCUCCCUGGAGUCUAGAGAGAUUACUGAUGAACCCAGGAAGAUGAGUACCACAUACUGCCUCCUCAGCCACACCGGAACCUGUGUGGGGGAUAAUAAAGCAAAAUCUUAGCCACCAAACCCCGCAACCAGGGUCCGGUGGCCAUGGGAGGCCUAUUAUACCCACUGCUCAUGAGGUGUAGGCUUGUCAAGGAAACUCUGAGGGAGAGGGGUGUGGAGCUUUAGAGGUUGCAGUUGGGAAGGAAUGAAACAAAGCUGUCAGCCAGUAUGGUGCAGACAUAGGUAAUGCACACUCAUUUCCCUACUGAUUGACUGAAAUCCUUUCAUCCCAUCUCUGACCCCUCAGAUUAAUAACAGCCUUAUGAAGUUUGCAAAGAUUGGGCAAGCCCAUCUGACUUUAGAACACUACUUCAUCACCAUAUCAAGAAAUCAAACUAGUGUCAUCUUUCUUCCUUAAAUUCCAGCCUGGUCAGUUAAACCCCAAAGCAAAUAAGUCUCCCUGGACUGCUCAGCCAACCGUGAUAGAAGUGUAAGAUGAAAAAGCAAGUUUGAUAUAGGUACUUGAUGAUGGUCUGCCCUCACUAGCUUAUUCUGUAAUAUCACCCUUCUUAAUGGGGGGAAUAAAUGGCUGAAAUAGUUUUGUAGACCAUCUAACUGUACUGAAUUGUUUGGCUCACGGAGAGAUGUAGCCUUUCCUGGCCAUAAUGUCCACUGCUAGC
Messenger RNA from Chelonoidis abingdonii (Abingdon island giant tortoise), 3831 nucleotides. The record is from RefSeq and is a predicted model, not a curated record. NCBI's taxonomy places the organism in Eukaryota, Metazoa, Chordata, Testudines, Testudinidae.